AUGGGCGCCGCCAUAGCCUGUGGGCUGGAAUCGGUUCCAGGGUCAUGCGUGUGCCCUACAGCGAAUGCGUCUGCUCUCACACAGGCGUACUACCCACCCCAAGCCGUGUGUACAGAGUUCUACGUUCCUGUCACGUUCGAAUCUGAGAAUGUGGUUUUCAACUUUCCCAAGUGGGAGGACGAUUUUGAUUUGGUAGACUUUCUUGCCGUCGCCACCACCAGAGCGACAGCCAACCUUGGCAGUAUUGCAGCAGGGACAAAGAAAGAGACGGUAACGAGGCAGAUCGCUGCUUCGUUUUGUACACCCAAAUCUCCAAAUGGUAAAGAGAAGACUGUUAUACUUGCCACCCAUGGCAUUGGGCAAGCACGAAGCCAUUGGAAUUCUCCUUACAAGCCUGCGGAGUACAACUUUGUCCAACAUGCCAUCGCGCAAGGAUACUCAGUGUUUUUCUACGAUCGCCUGGGCACCGGAGAUUCAGAAAAUGUCUCGGGCUACGAGAAUCAACUCAGCACACAGGUUGGCUUACUAAAAGAGCUAACCACUCUUGUCAAAUCUGGCGAUUUCACCCCAGGGGUCGGCAAACCCGGAAAACUCGUGGUUAUGGGAUUUUCAUUUGGAUCAUAUGUGACACACGCUGCUAUUGGAUCGAGUCCAGAGAUCGCCGACGCUGUUAUUCUCACCGCCAUAGGUCUUAACACAACUGGAGUCAACGCCAAUGGCCUUGUCCGGUCUUUCGUACCCCGAGUUGCCGCACAGCAAAACCCUCUUCAUUUCGGUGAUCUCGACAAUGGAUACGUGACCUGGGUGGACAAAUUCGCUCAAAUCAAUACAUACUUCAAGAGUCCUUUCUACGACGAGCCCACGGCCGAUUUCGCCGAAUCGCAGAAACAGGCCUUUGCGAUCGCCGAAUUUCUCACCAUUCUCAACGGAAAGGAUAAUAAAGGCGACCUGGACGCGAGCGGCUUCACCGGCCCAGUCCUGACCAUCACAGGUAUUCAGGAUUAUAUUGUAUGCGAUGGCUUUUGCCCCGGGAUCUACGACGAGCCGGCCAGCACUUUCUACCGCAACGCGAAGCCUUUCGUACCUUACUUGCAUCCUAAUGCCUCGCACAACUUCAAUUUCCACAAGAAUGCUACGGGUGCUUACACUGUGAUUACGGAUUUCUUGAACACCAAUUUGAAAUAG
Molecule: messenger RNA, 1185 nt
Organism: Exophiala bonariae
Lineage: Eukaryota; Fungi; Ascomycota; Eurotiomycetes; Chaetothyriales; Herpotrichiellaceae
Exons: 4
Coding region: 1-1185 (394 amino acids)
Source: RefSeq, a predicted model, not a curated record